GUCAGACGCAAGAAGCACAACAGAAACAGAAAACCAACCAGAUGAAAGCUGCUCUUCUUCUCACAGGUGGUUUAGAUACAUGUGUGCGAAUUCAGCAUUUCUACAGAGACACGUCAGGUGUAUAGGUCAGUGUUGGAACAUCUCAGACAUGGUCUGAGGAUUUAAGCUCGCAAAUCGUACGGGAGUUUUCUUGCUAGCUUUAGCAUAUCUCAUGUCAGCUGCUGCUUUGAUGUGUUACAACUUGGUAUUUUCACUCUUAAAACGUUGGUAUAUUCCAAGUGUGGCUAGUUAUAGGUGUGUCCUUCUGCAGUCCAAAUGCUAAAAUACGAAUCUUUAAAACCAUGAAGGAGUUUUUGAAGAAGACCCACAGCCUCUUUCUGAAGAUCGCUCUGUUUCCUAGCACGUUAGGCAGGACAGGUCCGCGGCCAGCUGCUUCGGAGGUGUUAACCUGUCACCUGCAGCAGCGCAGACUUCCUCCGUGGACUUCAUACUGUGUCCGCUACAGCUCCGUCCACAAUGACCAGUUUGGAAUGUCAAACUUUAAUUGGAGAGUUCAGGGAUCCAACUACCACAUUCUGAGAACGGGAUGUUUCCCCUUUAUUAAAUAUCACUGCACUAAAGCGCCUCCUCAGAAUCUGGAUUUUGAAGACAGAUUUUUCACCAUGUUAAAAGUUAUUAAUCUGGGUAUCCCUUGUUUGGCCUAUGGCAUUGGCUGCUGGAUGGUGGUGGGAGCAUCAGAAACAGUACAGACGAGUGUCGGACCUGUUACAGUCUAUUUUGCCUACAAAGAGGAGGAAGGUGCACAGUACUGAAGUGAAGAGGAAACAAAGUAACUUGAAUGUGUUUUCAGGAGGAUAUUAUCUACCAAGCUGCUGUAUUUUUGAAACCAUUAAAGAGGAGCCUUUGUGUUUUUUUUUCUUUGCUUUUGGUCCUAUAUGCUAUUUUAAUUAUUGACGCUCCUGUUAUACAGAGUUUAAUAGUGAGGUCAUCUUACAUUCAAGCAAUCCCUGUGAAUGAAUGCUUUGAAGUCAGACUGCUCUGAACACUAAGUUGCAUUUUUGCUACUGUUGGCUUAGUUUGAUCUCAGGCACAUACCUGUGAGUGUGAGCAAAGAAGCCCUACCCACUGAUCAGAUCUGAGCAGCCAAUCAGAAGGGGAACCAGAGAGAAAACUGCUUAUUUCAGAUAGUAAAAAAAGUGUCCCAAGGCAGAGCAUAAGAAAAAUAUGGAUUUUUUAAAAUCAAUUUUUCAAAAUCCUGUCCUGUCAGGGAGCUUUGCAAUCAGAUUGUGAUAUGGAUUAUUUUUAAGCAUGAGUCAAGCAAGAAUAAAAACAUGGAGCUGGAAGUGAACAUAACAGGUCCCCUUUACCGUCAUGUCAGUAGUGCUCUAGCUGAGUGGCACAUCAUAUUGACUGGACGAGCAACCAACUUUGACAUGGGGUCAUUCUGCUCAAGUUUGCUUUUUUUUUUCAAGGAAAAAAAGCUAUGCACAAUUAUAACCAGACAAACAUU
Molecule: messenger RNA, 1510 nt
Organism: Haplochromis burtoni (Burton's mouthbrooder)
Lineage: Eukaryota; Metazoa; Chordata; Actinopteri; Cichliformes; Cichlidae
Gene: cunh15orf61
Product: chromosome unknown C15orf61 homolog
Exons: 2
Coding region: 342-812 (156 amino acids)
Source: RefSeq, a predicted model, not a curated record